Molecule: messenger RNA, 1143 nt
Organism: Recurvomyces mirabilis
Lineage: Eukaryota; Fungi; Ascomycota; Dothideomycetes; Mycosphaerellales; Teratosphaeriaceae
Gene: MVD1
Product: diphosphomevalonate decarboxylase
Exons: 1
Coding region: 1-1143 (380 amino acids)
Biological process (GO): isopentenyl diphosphate biosynthetic process, mevalonate pathway; isoprenoid biosynthetic process
Cellular component (GO): cytosol
Molecular function (GO): ATP binding; diphosphomevalonate decarboxylase activity
Source: RefSeq, a predicted model, not a curated record
AUGGCAGAUCAAGAAGUGCAAAGAGCAAGCACCUACGCACCCGUUAACAUCGCCGUCAUCAAGUAUUGGGGCAAGCGUGACACGAAAUUAAACCUCCCCACCAAUUCCUCCCUCAGCGUCACAUUAUCGCAAGACGACCUGCGAACACAUACCACAGCGACCUGCUCGUCCUCAUACAAGAGCGACACACUUACACUCAACGGCUCGGAUCAGGACAUCGCCGGCGCGAGAACACAAGCAUGUCUCCGAGAACUACGGGCUCUACGGAAAGAGAUCGAGGCGAAGGAUAGUCAUGUGCCGAAGCUGAGCGAGAUGGCGCUGAAGAUUGUGAGCGAGAACAACUUCCCUACCGCUGCUGGGUUGGCAAGCAGUGCGGCCGGCUUCGCUGCCCUUGUGAGAGCCAUCGCCAAUCUAUACCAACUUCCUGCCACCCCAACCGUACUCUCACGUAUCGCACGUCAAGGCUCGGGAUCAGCCUGUCGAUCCCUCUUCGGCGGCUAUGUCGGCUGGAACCAGGGCGAGCUGGAUGAUGGUAGCGACUCUGUUGCUUACGAGGUCGCUCCCGCCUCGCAUUGGCCAGGUAUGAGAGCUCUGAUUCUGGUUGCUAGUGCGGAGAAGAAGGAUGUGAGCAGUACGGCAGGCAUGCAACAGACCGUCGCCUCUUCAGCACUGUUUCAGCAUCGAGCGGAGAAUGUGGUGCCCAAACGGAUGGAGGCCAUGGAGGCUGCCAUCAAGGACCGCAACUUCGAGGCUUUCGCCGCUUUGACAACAAAGGACAGUAACAACUUCCACGCCACAUGUCUCGAUACCGACCCGCCUAUCUUUUACAUGAACGAUACGUCACGUGCCGCAGUGAGGAUGUGCGAGACUAUCAAUCAGGUCGCCGGGAGACAAAUCUGCGCAUAUACGUUCGAUGCCGGGCCGAAUGCUGUUGUGUACUACCUUGCGGAAGACGAGGGAAGGGUUGCGGGCGCUUUCAAGUCGAUGUUAGGUGAUCUGACUGGGUGGACGGAAGGUGUGAAGGCGACGGAUGUGUCGGCGGGGAUGGAGCAUGUGGCGGAGAUGCUCAAGAAGGGCAUUAGUAGGGUCAUCUCAACGAGUGUGGGAGAUGGACCGAGGAAGACUGAGGAGCAUCUGUGCUGA